Molecule: messenger RNA, 297 nt
Organism: Symbiodinium natans
Lineage: Eukaryota; Dinophyceae; Suessiales; Symbiodiniaceae
Source: the annotation of a GenBank genome assembly
AUGAAGCGAGUGGGGUUGCUUCUGGCACUCCAGUUCUUCCUCGUCCAGGCUCGCAAGGCCUCGUCUCUGCCAGAUGAGCACGAGGUGACGCUGACAGGGGUGGGCGACUCGUCGCCAUCGAAGCCCCCUGCGACGAAGCAUCGGCCCACGGCGCUGACCCAGGCGGAAGUGAAGGCCUUGCUGGCGAAGCGCCAGCAUGAGAAGCGCGAGUUCGUCUGCUUCACGGGCCCGGGUCGGGCCUGCCGCCUUUGCAGGGACAUGCAGGAUGCGAUUCGUGCUGGCAUCUCAGUGCUGUGA